Messenger RNA from Aspergillus niger, 462 nucleotides. RefSeq lists its product as uncharacterized. The record is from RefSeq and is a predicted model, not a curated record. Gene Ontology annotation, molecular function: nucleoside diphosphate kinase activity. The transcript is spliced from 7 exons. The coding region runs from base 1 to 462 and encodes 153 amino acids. Gene Ontology annotation, biological process: GTP biosynthetic process; UTP biosynthetic process; CTP biosynthetic process. Lineage: Eukaryota; Fungi; Ascomycota; Eurotiomycetes; Eurotiales; Aspergillaceae.
AUGUCUUCCGAGCAGACCUUCAUUGCCAUCAAGCCCGACGGUGUCCAGCGCGGACUCGUUGGCCCCAUCAUCUCUCGCUUCGAGAACCGUGGCUUCAAGCUCGUUGCUCUGAAGCUCUGCUCCCCCGGCCGUGAGCACCUCGAGAAGCACUACGCUAACCUCAAGGAGAAGCCCUUCUUCCCCGGUCUCGUCUCCUACAUGCUCUCUGGCCCCAUCUGCGCCAUGGUCUGGGAGGGCCGUGACGCCGUCAAGACCGGCCGCACCAUCCUCGGUGCCACCAACCCCCUUGCCUCCGCCCCCGGCACCAUCCGUGGUGACUACGCCAUCGACGUCGGCCGCAACGUCUGCCACGGUUCCGACUCCGUCGAGAACGCCCAGAAGGAGAUUGCCCUCUGGUUCUCCCCCAGCGAGCUCCAGCAGUGGAAGCACUCCCAGUUCGACUGGAUCUACGAGAAGGCCUAA